Macrobrachium nipponense is the source of this 6008-nucleotide messenger RNA. It is a transcript of the gene EndoA, whose product is annotated as endophilin-A-like. NCBI's taxonomy places the organism in Eukaryota, Metazoa, Arthropoda, Malacostraca, Decapoda, Palaemonidae. Gene Ontology annotation, molecular function: protein binding. The record is from RefSeq and is a predicted model, not a curated record. Gene Ontology annotation, biological process: synaptic vesicle uncoating. The transcript is spliced from 15 exons. Gene Ontology annotation, cellular component: glutamatergic synapse; cytoplasm; presynapse. The coding region runs from base 666 to 1973 and encodes 435 amino acids.
ACGGCUGUGUACAGGUCUGAGUUGCAGUGAGUGAGCGAGUGUCCGUCGCCUCUGGAGAGACUCACAUAAAAGGACCAGGCUUUUGACUCAGUCAGUCAGUCAUGUAUGUGAGCCCGAACGAGCACCAGCCACCACACACGCGGUCUGCUGAUUGUAUAGAUGUUAAAAACAUCUAUUAUAAUUUAUAAUCCUGAGAUAAACAUAUACGAAUAAAGCGAGUAAGUAUAACCCAUCGUAUCACAAACUUUGCUGCUGUCUAUAAGCAUCAGCGAAUCGAGUGAAGCUUCGCUCAGUUGUCCGAACUUUGAUGAUGAUUGUUAUUGACGCCACGAACUUCUGACGCUGAGGAGGCGACCCUUGGAAAAGCAGCAACUCCCAAAGGAUUGUUAAAAGCAGCAACAGCAGUAGAACCAGAACUAGCAUUGGUCGCCUCUGAUCGACUUGGUGUUCCAACGUGGCAACUAGGUGACGUCACGAGCGUGAAUCUGGAGUGCGACGGAUGAAACGGUUGUGACGAAGCGUAGCAGGUGCGUCAACUCGUAACGUCGCAGCGUUUACUGAACGUAACAAGGCCGCUGCGGCGGAAUUAUUAAGUUACGUAUAGUGACUACAUUUAUAUAUAUACCUCUUGUGUCGAAUAGAAGUCGUCACUUACUUCCGCCAUCAUGGCGUUCGCUGGCCUCAAGAAGCAGAUCAACAAAGCCAAUCAGUUUAUGAAUGAGAAGAUUGGCGGCGUUGAAGGCACCAAACUUGACGAUGAGUUCGUGGAGAUGGAGAGGAAAACGGACAUCAUGUGCGAACUGGUGGAGGAACUACAGCUCAAGACGAAGGAGUUCCUCCACCCCAACCCAGCCUCCCGAGCCAAGAUGUCCGCCGUCAAGGGCAUCGGCAAACUCUCCGGGCAGGCCAAGGCAGCUACUUACCCACAGCCUGAAGGCGUCCUAGGAGAAACCUUGAUCGCCUACGGCAGGAAGAUCGGAGAAGACAACCUCUACGCAUCUGCGUUGAUUGAAAGUGGUGAGAGCAUGAAGCAGAUAGCCGAUAUCAAGUACAAUUUAGAUGACAACAUAAAAAUGAAUGUGUUGGAGCCCCUUCAUCAACUCAGCACGAAAGACAUCAAAGAGGUUCAGCACCAUCGAAAGAAGUUGCAGGGCAGGAGGUUAGACUUCGACUGCAAGAAGAGGAAAAAGGAUAAGGCACUUGGCAGCACGCCAACUGGUAGUCCAGCCCGGAGCCCAGGUUGGGGGGGAGGUUCCCAUGUUACAGACGACGAAAUCAAACUGGCAGAGGACAAAUUUGCAGAGUCGUUACAUUUAGCACAAAUGGGAAUGCAUAAUCUUCUGGAUAAUGAUGUGGAACAAAUAUCUCAGCUAGCCACCUUUGCAGAAAAUUUGGUGGACUACCACAGACAGUGUACUGAAAUCCUUGAAGUUCUUGCUACAACUCUUCAGGAAAAGAAGAAUGAAGCUGCUAGUCUUCCUAGGCCAGAGUUUGUACCUAAAACUCUGUCUGAUUUAGGUGUGAUGGAUACACUAAAUGGUGGCCUUCCUUCAACAAAUAUUUCAGCCACCACCCCUCAGAGGUCCCCGUACGGUUCGCCCGCCCGCUCUCCGGUGCACACCCCCACGCACACCCCCCAGUACCCAGGCUCGUCCCCCCUGCCUUCCCCAAUGAAUCCGGGCCAACCCAACUGGGAGCCUCUCUUCCCCCCUGGAGGCCCCCCGCGCUCGGCUAAUGCAUCUCCAUUACCAUCGCCUAUGAAAAGCCCUGCUCGGUCGCCAAUGAUCCAGAGCCCUGCAGCAGUUGCUCUGUAUGACUUUGAGCCCGAAAACCCUGGUGAAUUAGCAUUCAGUGAGGGUGAUACCAUUAAUCUUACCCAGAGGAUUGAUGAGAAUUGGUUUGAAGGAUCUUUGAACGGAAAGUCAGGAAUGUUCCCUGUAUCAUAUGUGAAUGUGACUAAUCCUUUACCUUAAGUUAUAAAAUGUACUCCUACUUUACCCUAACCCAUGGGCGCUUGCUGUUACACCAGAAUUUGAUAUUAAGGAAUUAAUCAAGAUUAAGUAUACAGUAAUACAGUAUACAUGUGUAUGUAACAUCUAUAAGCAGAUACUACAGAAAACUAACUGCCAGAAUUUCAGUUACCAGCACUUUCAUAUUUAUUCAUGCAUCAUCAGGGACAUGAGACAUAUUUGUGCUCCAACGACGCAUGAAUAUAUGUGAAAGCGCUUGCUACUGAAAUUCUGCCUGUUAUUUUCCUGUGGUAGUCACUUAUACAAAAAUCAUAUACAUCUUGUGAUUUUUUAGUAUGUGUACAUAUGUAUGAAUGUGUACUGUUUAUAAUGUAUACUUGAAAUAUUAUUAUGGAUGUCAUGAGAAAAUUUCCAGUCUAAGUUAAUAGAAAACUUUGAAAGCAUCAAUAUAGAAAUGAUGGUUAGUUUAAGAGUAUUUCUUAGUAUCUCUAAGGAAGUUUAGUGUUAAGCAAUAUUUUUGACCUAGAAAUCUAUCAAGAGAAAUGUACCAAGUUACUCAAUUUUAAUUGCUGUAGUGUCGCUACUAUAUACAGUGACAUUAGCUUUUUGCCUCAUUACACAGUUUUGCAGGCAAUCUUAGAUGUGUAUGCAAUAGCUUUGAUGUAUUUCAGUUGAAAUAAUCACUGAGCAUCAGGCAACAGGGUCCUUUAUUUUCAAGGUUAACUAUAACCCUGUUGUAAAUUAUACUAGUAUGUAUUUUAAUACUACUAUAUAGUAUUUAAAAGACUGUAAAUGUAAUAUGGAAAGUUUUCACAGUUAUGUUUUUCCAUCAAAUGAUGACAGCCCCUAUUAGUAUAUCUUGCAAUAUUUAUAUCAUUCUUUGCAAAGUAAAAAUGUCUAUAAACUGGUACAAUAUUGCAUUCUUUAAUGAAGCAAUGUGUGAACACUACCAAAGGACGUUGCAGUCCCACUAUGUGGGGUGAUCAGCGUACCAUAUCACAUAAUUUUUGAGACAUUGAUUUCUAGAUGCUACAACUCCCCUUUCAUGAUUGCUGCUGCAGGCAUUCAGAUACUCUUCUUAUUUGAUGCUCUUGUAUUAUGAUAAAUUGUUUGAAAUUUACUUGUGCAGUCAAGGCUAAUUUGAAAAGAAGACAGAUAUAACCAGUUUGAUGCAUAGAUAACAGUCUUGUCACAUGAAAACAAUUAGCAUUAUUUGCAUUUCAGAAAGCUUAUUUGUGAAAGUAGAAUAAACUUUUAACAGAUUUCCUGCUCCCAUGGGUUUUGGUAGGUAAGUAUGGUACCGUAAUGAAUGAGCAAAGGUUCUAUAAGAAUUAUUUCUUUCAGAAUAACACCUUAUAUCUAUAAUGUUUCAUUGAAGCAGAGUUUGGGAAACUGAGAGUAACUAAAUCUCUUUGAGGCGUAAAUGAAAUUUAUAAUCAUUGCUGAGCAUGAAAAGAUGAAUUUCAUUUCAAUGAAGUUUUGGUUAUUCAAGAUUCCAGCAGUUUUUCAAAGAUUGUGAUUAAAUUUUAACAAUUUAGCUACAGGUAAUUUUCAAUGUAGAUUUUUAAAUAAUGAUAAUUGACCAGUAACAGGAACAUAUUAUUAUUUAUUGGGUAUAUAAAAGAAAGAUGAAACGUAAAAAUAUUAGCCACCUGUCAAGAGAUUAUUAGUGAGCAUGGCAGUUGCAGAUACCUCAGCAAACCCUCAGUCUUAUUGAGGUUCCAUGCUGUUUACUGCUGUUGGUCACUAUGUAGAAGCUGCUCCUCAAUAAUUCACAAAUUUGUACGUUAAAAACAUUACAUAAAAAACAAGAUAUGUUAUCUGCAGAUAAAUGAUUUACUUCAGUGGCUACAAGUUAUAAGAGACUAUACUAGUCGUAAAAUGAGCAAUUUGAUAGGCAUAGUCUUAUCAUAAGUUUACCAAAUUACAACUACUGCAGAUAACAGUAAAGCAAUUACACUUUCUUCUGUAAGCACUUGUUUGAAGUGAACUUGUCAACAAUGAUGGUGAUAACAUCAGUGUUAUUCUCAAAUCCUAGUGUCUUUAAAAGUCAGCCAAUUGUUGUAUCUGUAAUAUUGUGAUGUUUUAAGUGUCUCAGAUGUUAAGUGAUGGAUUUGGAAGUUCUGUUAAAGUCUGGAAUGAGUGAAUUUAUAAAACUUAUAUUUGCUGAGUGAAUGUACAGAAGAGAAUUUUGUUCCAAAAUGUGGUGUGUGUUUUUAAUCAUGGUUAUAUUUAUGUCCAUUUUGCCAACAUUUUUGUAAUGCUAUGCUGUACCUUUACAGGUACUCAGACAUUUAGCAAAUUCAUGUAAGUCAUCUUUAGCUCUAUUGUCAUAAGAGUUCAUUUAAGUCAUCUAUAGCUAUAUUAAGUCAGUUAAAAAGAGUAGCCAAUCAUUCAAUUUAUUUAUUUGGGGCUCUCAUCUGUUGUAGUGGAAGACACAAAAACAGAAGAGAAGUCUCUGUGGGUAAUUUAAUUUCAUUCCAGGUUGGAAUAUGUUAGGAACUAAACAUUUUUAUCAUGUCUGUUUUAUGAUGUGUAGAAUUUUUGAAUGUUUGUCAAUUGAUCUGUGCUUGUGAUUACAUUUACAGUAAUUGAUAAAUAUGUUAUACCAUAUAAAAAGUUUAAAUGAGAAUUUUAAAGCUAGAUUAAAAGAAGAAAGGUCAUUAAUAAAAUAGCUUAAAAUUUUAGCUGUAAAAUUUUAUGAAUUCUAGUUUUAACUGGAGUUAAGUUGUACAUAAUUCAAUUUUCUCUGCCUAUUUAUUUUUCAAACAAGGCUAUUAUAUGUGUUCUUGUAAAUAGACAAAAAUUAGAUGUGCUAGUUUAGCAAGUUAAUAUUGACAACUUCUUGUACCCAAGAGAAAAUGAUUAACCUUCAAGUCCUUCCUCUUGUACCUAGUGGUAUUGGGUUGACAUGUUGAUACUUAAGUUUUUAAUUUGAGCAGAGUACAAGUGUCCCUAUUUUUAUUAUUUCAAUAUGUACCAAAAAUACCAGUGCUGAUAUUCUCAUGAGAGGUAAUGAAGCUUGUAGGAAGACUGAUGUUUUGUUUAAGCCUCUUUUUUUAAAUUUAUUAGUAUAAAUUAUAUUGGGAGUCAUUGAUCCCAGUUUGAAUGCCCAAAAGAACCAAUAAAUGGCAGCUGUUUAAAAAUCCUGAUGAUUAUUUAUUGGCAUUACCGUUAAAAAUAUCUUGAAAUUAUGGAUAAUGUAUUUAGAGGAUUCAUGAAAAUGUUAAAUGUAAGUCAGUGUUGUGAAGUUUUGCAAGUGAUAUUUUUUUUAUGCUACUGUUCUUAAUUCUAUUUACUUUUGUAGUGAAGACCUGUUGGUGAAAUCUAAAAAUGCUGUGAAUAUUCUGUAAUCAAAAUGUUCCUCUCCUUAUAGUCAACUAUCUGGAAUACUAAGCAUAUACAACUUUAUAUUCCUUUUAAACUUCAGAAAUAUUUCAUGUCUUGGGCUUAUCUGUUAAAUCCUGGCACUUGAGUAGAUAUGCUGAGCCUACUCUUACACUGAAUUGUAAUCACUAAUAUUUAACUUGGAAUGAAAAAACAUACACCGGGAAGUGGUCAUUGAGGUAUAUAAACAUUAUUAUUGGGAAUGGUAUCAAAAUCACCUACCAGUUUUGAAGGCAUGAAAAUAAAUUUACCUAUUUUAUGUUGAGGGUUGUUAGACGGAUAUGUAAAAUCUUGUGGAAGUGUGCAGGGGGACAAAACAUAAAUUUGAAUGCUACUUCAAUGCUGUGCAAGAUUCCCUCCACCAUUACAUAGAUAUUACAUACCCCAAUGAUUAUCUACAUAACACAAAGUAUAGAUAAAAAAAUACUUGCUAUGGCACACAUUCGUGUCUAAUAUCAUUAGUCACAUACUAAGCGUGACAUGCGCUUGCUGUCUCUGGUCUCAUAUCUGUAGCUGUCUCCUUUCUUACUCAUAACUCUCUGCCUUGAUGUAUGUAACUGUACCCCUAUCAUUGUUAAUAUCUUUUAGUGCUAUUGAAACUUCUGUAACUAAUGUCUGUACAUGUGAAAUAAACGUUGAUGAUAUGCAUAA